Brassica oleracea var. oleracea is the source of this 1661-nucleotide messenger RNA. Its product is annotated as E3 ubiquitin-protein ligase PUB23. The transcript has a single exon. Gene Ontology annotation, biological process: protein ubiquitination. The record is from RefSeq and is a predicted model, not a curated record. The coding region runs from base 157 to 1395 and encodes 412 amino acids. Lineage: Eukaryota; Viridiplantae; Streptophyta; Magnoliopsida; Brassicales; Brassicaceae. Gene Ontology annotation, molecular function: ubiquitin protein ligase activity.
UUUUUAUUCAAACCAAUUCACAUCUUCCCAAGACCCAACUACUACAACUUGUAGCAAGAAAAAUAUACUAUAGUUUUUGUCUUGUUUCCUCAGAUUCUUUGUUCAAUAUAACUCUUGUUUCUCGCCAAAAUUCACAACCUCCUCAUUACUAGUUCCAUGGAUGAAGAGAUCGAGAUUCCUCCUUUCUUUCUUUGCCCAAUCUCUCUAGAGAUCAUGAAAGAUCCGGUGAUAGUCUCUACGGGAAUAACCUACGAUAGAGACAGCAUCGAGAAAUGGCUCUUUUCAGGCAAGAAGAACUCGUGUCCGGUCACCAAACAAGACAUAACCGACGCAGAUCUCACCCCAAACCACACUCUUCGACGUCUCAUCCAAUCUUGGUGCACUUUAAACGCAUCCUACGGCGUGGAGAGGUUCCCGACCCCGAGACCUCCGAUAUGUAAAUCUGAGAUCGAAAAGCUCAUAAAAGAUUCAGCCUCUUCUCAUCAAAACCAGGUCAAGUGUCUCAAAAGACUUCGUCAGAUUGUGUCGGAGAACAAGACCAACAAGAGGUGUUUAGAGGCAGCGGGAGUACCGGAGUUCUUGGCCACCAUCGUAAGCAACAACGAGUCACAAAACGUAUUUGACUCUUCGAUGAGUUUGACCGACGAAGCCCUCAGCUUACUGUACCAUCUCGAGACUUCAGAGACAGUCCUCAAGAACCUUUUAAACAAAAAGAAAGGUAGAGAUAUUGUUAGCUCGUUGAUAAAUAUCAUGCAGCGAGGGAUGUACGAAUCUAGAGCCUACGCAACUUUGCUUCUCAAGAACAUUCUUGAAGUAGCGGAACCAAUGCAUAUUAUGAAUUUGAAGCCAUUGGUUUUCACUGAGGUCGUCCAGAUCCUGGAAGACCGGAUCUCACACAAGGCGACAAAAGCUGCUUUGCAUAUAUUGGUGAACAUAUGCCCAUGGGGAAGGAACAGACACAAGGCCGUGGAAGCUGGAGCGAUCUAUGUUAUGAUUGAGCUUCUCAUGGACGAGAGCUUCUCAUCAGAUAGGAGAGGUCCAGAGAUGGCGAUGGUGGUUCUUGAUCUGUUGUGUCAGUGUGCGGAGGGACGAGCCGAGUUCUUGAACCACGGAGCAGCUAUAGCAGUGGUGUGCAAGAAGAUAUUGAGGAUUUCGCAGACGGCGAGCGAUAGAGCUGUUAGGGUUUUGUUAUCGGUGGGAAGGUUCUGCGCGACGCCGGCUUUGCUGCACGAGAUGUUACAGUUGGGGGGCGUAUCGAAGCUGUGUCUUGUGCUUCAGGUUAACUGUGGAAGCAAGACUAAAGAGAAGGCAAAGGAGUUGCUUAAGUUGCACGCUAGAGUUUGGAAGGACUCGCCUUGUCUCCCAAGAAACAUGAUUCUUGCGUAUCCCUCGUGAUGAAAAUCAAGAAAACAACGUACAGUCAUUGAAACGAGAUGGAUUCUCAAUAAGUGCAAACGCUUAUAUGAGAGUUGCUCGUCGUAAUUUGUUGAAAAUACUUCUGGUUUAUUCCUAUAAUUAUCCAAUCAAUUUUAGUUUUCUAUACGUUUGAUGUUGAAGAUGUAGAUAAUAGGGGAACUUGUUCAUCAAAUAUUUUUCUUAGAAAAAAAAAGCUGCAAGAUAUGAAUGAAUCACAUUUUACAUGGCUAUCCUCUCUUGUUUAA